AUGCUCUCCUUGGUGGUGGCGAAAAUUCACGGAACUCUUUUCAUGUCUGCGUGGCCAUGGGCCUUACCGGUGUCUCCAGCCUUCAGAUAUUAUUAUCUAGAGUCAGAUUCCAACGCAGCCGAGAGAAAGGCCCCUGUUCUCCAGGACCAGAAUGCGCCACCAUUGAGGCUGAAGAAGAUGGUAUAUGUUGGUAUUUCGCCCAGGGAAGACAGCAUAACCAAGCAGGUCGAUAUACGGGAACAGCCUGUGAGCAAAAGACCAUACCAGAGACGUGCCUAUCAGCCACAGCGUCAUCUCUCCGAUAGGGCAGCGGUAGCCGCGCGAGUGUUGUGA
This is a messenger RNA of Microsporum canis CBS 113480, 333 nucleotides long. RefSeq lists its product as uncharacterized. The record is from RefSeq and is a predicted model, not a curated record. The coding region runs from base 1 to 333 and encodes 110 amino acids. The transcript is spliced from 3 exons. Lineage: Eukaryota; Fungi; Ascomycota; Eurotiomycetes; Onygenales; Arthrodermataceae.